AUGGGCAUUAAAGGGCUCCAUGGUCUUCUCAAGUCAAUUCAAAAACCAUGUCAUUUGAAAAAGUUUAGCGGACAAACACUUGGGGUCGACGCGUAUGGAUGGCUGCAUCGUGGUACGGUCGCCUGCGCGGUGGACUUAGUUUUGGACCGGCCGACGACCAAACAUGUCGAUUUCGUACUGAACCGGGUCCGCAUGUUGCUCUAUUUUGGAGUUACCCCAUAUCUUAUCUUCGACGGUGACAAUCUACCGAGUAAAGCCGGUACCGAGUCUGAUCGACAUCAACGGCGUCAGGAAAGCAAAACCCUUGGGUUGGAACUGCAGCGGAAGGGAAGGACAGCGGAAGCUUAUCAAGAAUUCCAGAAAGCGGUGGAUGUGACCCCUUUAAUGGCUCGUCAAUUGAUCGACGAACUGAAAAAGAUGAAUGUUCAGUAUAUGGUGGCUCCGUAUGAGGCAGAUGCACAACUCGUAUACCUUGAGCGCCAGGGCAUCAUCAAUGGUAUCAUAUCAGAAGACUCUGAUUUGCUGGUGUUCGGCGCGAAAAGACUGUUGUCUAAACUAGACCAGCAUGGCGACUGUAUUGAGAUUAACCGAGCAGAUUUUGCAGCUUGUCGCGAAGUCAGUCUUAUAGGAUGGACUGAUGCUGACUUUAGACGCAUGUGUAUCCUCAGUGGUUGUGAUUACCUACCCAACAUUGCAAGGCUGGGUUUGAAAACUGCCUAUCGGUGUAUUCGCAAAUACAGGAAUGUGGAGAAGGCGCUACGGAUGCUUCAAUUUGAGGGCCAGUAUCAUGUUCCUACGAAUUAUCUGGAGAAUUUCAAACAAGCAGAGCUCACCUUCCUUUACCAGAGAGUAUUUUGCCCCCAAGCUGGAAAGCUCGUCACUCUGACUGCACCGGAGGAUGAUGUGAACCUCGAAGAGCUGCCGUACAUCGGCGCCGAUGUGGACCCUGAGCUUGCAGUUGGAGUCGCUCGUGGUGACUUGGAUCCUACAACAAAAGAACCGCUGGUUUUAAGGCCUGCACCCGCGGGUAAGCUCAUGCAUGGCAUCCAACGUCGCCAGACGCUCGGUUCAUCCGCCGAACUGAAGCCAAAUAAACCCAUCAGCUCAUUCUUCACCCCAAAACGGACUCCUCUAGCUGAGUUGGAUCCAAAUAGCCUCACUCCAUCUCCCAGCCAGCAAAGGCUACUGGAACGGCAUGCCAAUAGGUCCUGGGAGAGCAGUCCUGUUACGCCCCGGCCGGGAAUCGUCCGAUCCGCUACUGUGAAUAGGCUAUCGAGUCCACUAGUUAGGAGUGUGGAGCGGAACUCUUUUUUGGCCCAUGCCUCUAGAGCAUCUACCUUGCAGCCCACCAAACGGCAGCGACUUUGUUCGGAGACGGACGAGGCCAGCCUUCCAAGUCUUCCAGAUUGCCGCAGUCGUUUCUUUGCUAGCUCCCCGGGUGAUUCAAGCCCGAGCGGUGCAAAGGUGACGCGAAGUAAGAAAGCGCGAAAGUCAGCUGUCGAUGUGUUUUCUGAUGAAGUAGCCGAGGAUAUCAUGACACAAAUUGUAGGUUCGUCAGAGACUGCGAACCACUGCAAGGACAAGCCUCACAUAGGAACUGAGCCGCGCGAAGGCAACCAUGAAGAAGCGGCUCCGUCAACGGCACUCACCACGUCGGAAGAUUCGGCAAUUGUGAAACAGAAAGUCCUUGCAGAAGAGCCACAGGAUAGUGCUGAAACUCCAAGUAAAGCUUCUGUUAACGAGGACUCCAACCCUGAAGUGUUUCACCAGGUGCUUGACUAUCAUAUUGCCAAACAAAACUCUUCUCUGUUGUCUAAGUUUACUUUUGAAGCUGCGGAAAGGAAUACCAGCCCCAACUUGGAUACCCCGCAAACAAAAGAUCCUCAGGUUCAUCGCCCGCUUAUUUCUAGAUCACCCUCUAGGGUGAAAGCUGGGGUUUCCCGGAGUCCUUCGAGGCGACAACGGUUGACACCUUUGCAACGUCUCGGCCAGACUGCGCUGGCUCGGUCACGUUCUCUGAACUUUACCCCUUCUCUUUCAACAUCAAGUGCCCUGGGCAGUAACAUCGGGGCCAACACCUCUAAGGCAAGCCCGAUCCCUGCCACAUAUCAUAUUGCUCAAGGAAGUGAAGACAUGAUUGUUCCCGAUAGUGAAGAAGAGGAUGUCGAUGGUGACGAACCCAGUCAUCCCCGGACACCUGUUGCAUUCGACCUCAAGCGAUUUUCAUAUACAAACAAGUGA
This is a messenger RNA of Aspergillus oryzae RIB40, 2241 nucleotides long. RefSeq names its product putative exonuclease. The coding region runs from base 1 to 2241 and encodes 746 amino acids. Gene Ontology annotation, molecular function: 5'-flap endonuclease activity; 5'-3' DNA exonuclease activity; metal ion binding. Gene Ontology annotation, cellular component: nucleus. Gene Ontology annotation, biological process: mismatch repair; DNA recombination; DNA double-strand break processing. The transcript is spliced from 3 exons. NCBI's taxonomy places the organism in Eukaryota, Fungi, Ascomycota, Eurotiomycetes, Eurotiales, Aspergillaceae. The record is from RefSeq and is a predicted model, not a curated record.